Hippocampus comes (tiger tail seahorse) is the source of this 2097-nucleotide messenger RNA. RefSeq names its product serpin peptidase inhibitor, clade I (neuroserpin), member 1 (gene serpini1). Lineage: Eukaryota; Metazoa; Chordata; Actinopteri; Syngnathiformes; Syngnathidae. Bases 127 to 1386 code for a protein of 419 amino acids. Gene Ontology annotation, biological process: negative regulation of endopeptidase activity. The record is from RefSeq and is a predicted model, not a curated record. The transcript is spliced from 9 exons. Gene Ontology annotation, molecular function: serine-type endopeptidase inhibitor activity.
UGCGACAGAGCAGCAUGUAGACCGGUCUGCGGCGUCGGAGGAGAGGAAAGGAGAAGCGGAGGGCUUGCACAGUGCAGACCAUCUCAGCCGUCCCAGUGAACGCUGUACAUCGCUAUCAUCGCAGCAAUGUGGAUCCUGGACACUUCAUCCCCUCUCCUCCUGCUCUCCAUCCUGUUGCUGGGCUACAGUUGCCGUGCGGCGGACAUUCCAGAGGACACGACAUCAGAAUUCUCUGUCAGACUGUACCAUCGGCUGCAGGCGACAGGGGGUCAAGACAAUAUUGUUUUCUCCCCAUUGAGCGUGGCCCUGGCCUUGGGCAUGGUGGAGCUCGGAGCCAGGGGGGCAUCGCUCGAAGAAAUCCGACUGGCUUUAGGAUUUGACAACCUGCUGCCAGGUGCAGAGUUCUCUUUGCUCCAGAACCUGACGACAGCGCUAUCUGAGGAUGACACCCAAUACACGGUCCGCUUGGCCAAUAGUCUCUUCCUACAGGAGGGCAUCGCCUUCAACCCCGAGUUCCUGCAUCUGAUGCAGAAAUUUUUUCGAGCCCAUCUGUACACCGUCGACUUCGGCCAGUCAGCGGCUGUCGCAGAACAGAUCAACAGCUGGGUGGAGAAUCAGACCGAGAGUAAGAUCCGCAACCUUCUGUCUGCCGAGGACUUCAGCAGCGUGACUCGUCUGACCAUGGUUAACGGCAUCUACUUCAGAGGCUCCUGGAAAAAUCAGUUCAGGCCGGAAAACACUAGAACCUUCUCCUUCAGCAGAGACGAUGGUUCAGAAGUCCAGACGCUCAUGAUGUACCAACAGGGAGACUUCUACUAUGGUGAAUUCAGUGAUGGCUCCCAGGAAGCUGGCGGUGUUUACCAGGUCUUAGAGAUGCUGUACGAGGGGGACGACAUGUCCAUGAUGAUCGUCCUGCCUCGGCAGGAAGUGCCGUUGUCUUCUCUGGAGCCCAUCAUUAAGGCGCCGCUGCUGGAGGAGUGGGCCAACAAUGUUAAACGACAGAAGGUGGAAGUCUAUCUACCCCGGUUCAAAGUGGAGCAGAAAAUGGACCUUAAAGAAACUCUGCAGGAACUCGGAAUAAAGAGCAUCUUCUCCAAGGAUGCUGAUCUCUCUGCUAUGACUGUUGUUUCAGGUGGGAAGGAGCUUUAUAUUGGCAGGGCAGUGCAGAAAGCCUACCUGGAGGUGACUGAGGAGGGAGCAGAGGGAGCUGUCGGAUCAGGAAUGAUCGCCCAAACCAGGACUUUGGUGCUGUACCCACAAGUUAUGGCCGAUCACCCAUUCUUCUUCAUCAUCAGAAAUCGGAGAACAGGGUCUAUCCUCUUCAUGGGCAGGGUCCUGACCCCUGAAGUCAUCGAGCCUAACGACCAUGACUUUGACUCGAUGUAACUCCUGGCAUGAUGUCACUCAUUCUCAUCCAAUCAAAUUAAUCACACCUCUUCUAUCGUCACCUGUAUUUUAUAAAGAUAUCAAGUAUUGAUGAUGCGAUACUAUAUCUUGAAAAAAAGUGUUUUUUGAUAUAGAAAGGUCUGUGGAUGUAAACAUACCGAGGGUUGAGUAACGGAGAGCAGUCAAAUGUGAGUACAGGUUAUAUUCAUGCAGAAUCAUGUUCUAGUUAAUCUGCUCUAUCCACACACACGUGCACACAAAAUCCACAAGAACAUUUGAUUCUCUUCCUUUUGAAACAAAAACUAUCUAUUUGUACCCAUGUGUUUCCCUUAAAAGUAUUAAACAGUGAUCUCUAUAUGCUCAGUAUUUAUAGUGGCGAAAACAUGCAAUCGUCAGUCUUGCUCAUCAACAUUCUUGAGACUACAGUAUCAUCUUUUUUUUUCUUUUUUUUUUUUUUUACACAGCAGGCACAUGAUCAAACUACUGAACAACUAUAUGCCUUACCACAUGCGAGUGGUUGAUCAAGCCUUGCUUGGCAUCUCACAGGUGAGCUGAGGAGACUGCAGAGUUGCCAUAGAGACCAACUGAGGCUUGCUGGCACACUGAAAAAAAGGUCCACUGCACCAAUUUUUGGCUGUAUAUAUUUAAAGAGACAAUAACACCAGCUGUAUACACUCUUAUAAUCAAUAAAGAUCAAUGAUAUUAUGCUUA